Molecule: messenger RNA, 1080 nt
Organism: Pelodiscus sinensis (Chinese soft-shelled turtle)
Lineage: Eukaryota; Metazoa; Chordata; Testudines; Trionychidae
Source: RefSeq, a predicted model, not a curated record
AAGCAGAGAUAAUGAAGAGAAGAUAGACUGUCGGGAGCCCUGUCUCUCACUCUUGGUUUAAAACACAACCCCAUUGUAACAAACAUCCUGCAUUCCAUCCCAAACCAUGCGUACCUCCCCCAAUUGUUUUAAAAUGUAGGGCUAUAAAAAGAGAGAAAUGUUGGCGUGCUUUAUGGCUGUUCACAAUUUGACUAUGGAGAGCAACAUGUUGGAUGAUGCCUUUAUUCCGGAACUGUCAGAGGCCACCUUGGCAGAGUUAAAUCUUGGACCAGAGGUAGGGCAAGCCAGUACCUUGCCAGCUAUUCCUGAACUGUUACAAGAAGACGGACAAGAUAUACCAGCUGGUCUUUUAGAAGAAGAAAGGAUGCAGAAACCUGUGAAAAAGACCAAGAAAGCCGCUUUCAAGAGCAACAAUAAAGAGCCCGAUGCCUCCAAUCUCGAGCAACCCAGCAUGUCCAAAGCCUGUCUUAGACAAAGCGAACAGGGGCUCAAAAGGGUGAGCAACACCAUGCCAGGGGCCGGGGGUAAGCGUCGUAAGGGGGGUAGCCCUAACGAGCCUGUGCCGGGCAACUCUAUCAAGACCCAAAAGAAGGGCUCUGUAAAAGGGGUCAAUAAGAAGAAGCCUAGAGACAGGGACCUAAAGGACAGCUCACAGUGCAUCAUAGAAUUAUAUGAUCUUAGCGGGAGACUAAGAAGCGUUUAUGCAGAUGUGUGUCAGCUGGUAGAAAAAAAGUUUCCCAUUAGAAGCGUUUAUGCAGAUGUGUGUCAGCUGGCAGAAAAAAAGUUUCCCAGACUGGCUUUUGAAAUGAUGCAAAAGCAGUACUAUCCAGGAGAAAUCAGGAAUUUAGUUCAAAAGUUGAUAAAUACAAGACAGGAAAUUGAAAAUGUGGAAAACUGGUUGAAGGAGAGAGGGGGGUCAGUGACUAACCAUGAAAGCUAAAAAUGGGCAGAGGGGUUGGGGGGGAAAGUGAGAGAGAGCUAAAAGACUAAGAAGGCUUUUGGAAAAAAAACUUUAAAAAGCCAGAGUGAUUUUAUGAAAACACUUCACGAGCCCAGAAAGGGAAUUGACACCCCCCCCCC